Camellia sinensis is the source of this 628-nucleotide messenger RNA. Lineage: Eukaryota; Viridiplantae; Streptophyta; Magnoliopsida; Ericales; Theaceae. The record is from RefSeq and is a predicted model, not a curated record.
GUGCUAUAAUAUAACGAACACUAAUCACAUGAGAUCAUGUUCUUCAUAGCCAAACUAACCAAUCACACACUUGUGAUCUUGACGUGUCACAAAAUGAUAGGUUAUUGAUCAAGCUUUUCCAUAUUGAGAUUAAACAUUUGUAUCAUCCGAUCCUAGCCUUCCUUCUUGUUGAGACUUUUACAUAUAAACAUUGAACUCUUCUUCCAGAUUAUAUAUAAACACACACAUUUGGAUCAAAACCUCUUAGCUCUUUGUGAAGAGAGAAAGGAAGAGAAGAACAAUGGUGAAUAAGGCCUGUUUGUUAGUUUUCUUCUUUCUCUCAAUCUCUUUAUUUGUUGAUAUAAGCCAUGGGAAGAAACAGAGUGAAGCUCUUGACAAUCUGCACAGAGCCAAGUUGAAGAAGAACUCUGCGAUCGACACGAGCCUUUUCGAGGCCAUACGACAUGUUGGUGGAGUAGAGGUUUAUCCACAAGAGGGACUGAAGGAGAGAGAUAGAAUUGUGAGAUUGCCGGGGCAACCGAAUGUCGAGUUCACUCAGUAUGGAGGGUAUGUCACACUCAAUGAGUCGGCGGGUCGAGCUUUCUAUUAUUACUUCGUUGAAGCACAAGGACAACAACAGUCUAAUCAC